Messenger RNA from Morone saxatilis (striped sea-bass), 2090 nucleotides. RefSeq names its product lectin, mannose-binding, 1 (gene lman1). Gene Ontology annotation, cellular component: Golgi membrane; endoplasmic reticulum membrane; COPII-coated ER to Golgi transport vesicle. NCBI's taxonomy places the organism in Eukaryota, Metazoa, Chordata, Actinopteri, Moronidae. Bases 41 to 1594 code for a protein of 517 amino acids. The transcript has 13 exons. Gene Ontology annotation, molecular function: D-mannose binding. The record is from RefSeq and is a predicted model, not a curated record. Gene Ontology annotation, biological process: endoplasmic reticulum organization; Golgi organization; endoplasmic reticulum to Golgi vesicle-mediated transport.
GCGCGUGGACUCAGCGCUACGUCAGCAGUGAUACCGAAACAUGGCGGUGUCCAUAGCACAGCGCCCGGCUGCCAGUGCUCGUGUGUUUUUAUUAACUUUUCUCACCACGGUAAUAUUUCACCGCAGUGUCGCCGAUGUCUCCACGGGCGCCUCGACGUCGGAAGAGCCUCCUCACCGCCGGUUCGAGUACAAAUACAGCUUCAAAGGACCGCACCUGUCUCAGACCGACGGCGGUAUCCCGUUUUGGAUCCACAGUGGAAAUGCUAUUCCCAGCGCAGACCAGGUGCGAAUCACGCCGUCCCUCAGGAGUCAGAGGGGCUCCGUGUGGACGAAAAACAAAGUCAGCUUCGAACACUGGGAGGCCGAGGUGACCUUCAGGGUAUCUGGAAGAGGCAGAAUGGGAGCGGACGGUUUGGCUGUGUGGUUCACCACUGCACAAGGCCUCGACGGUCCGGUGUACGGUGCCGCUGAUCAGUGGAGUGGAAUUGGAAUCUUCUUUGACUCCUUUGACAAUGAUGGAAAGAAAAAUAACCCAGCUAUAGUUGUUGUGGGAAACAAUGGCAACCUUGUUUAUGACCACCAAAAUGACGGCACCACACAAGCCCUCGGUACAUGUUUACGAGACUUCCGCAACAAACCGUAUCCCGUCAGAGCCAAAAUAACGUACUACAAGAAGACACUGACGGUGAUGAUCAACAAUGGUUUCACUCCAGACAAAGAGGAUUAUGAGUUCUGCACAAAGGUGGACAACAUGGUCAUUCCCAGCGAGGGCUUCUUCGGCAUUUCAGCUGCCACUGGUGGUUUAGCAGAUGACCAUGAUGUUUUAUCCUUCCUGUUAUUCAGACUCACAGAGCCAGGCCAGCAACCGCCCCCACCUGAAUCUGAGAUGCCUAAAGAAGAGAAGGACAAGUACCAGGAGGAAUUUCAGAACUUCCAGCAAGAGCUCGACAAAAAGAAAGAGGAGUUUCAGAAAGAGCACCCAGACGUCCAAGGAGAGCCAAUUGAGGACUUGUAUGAGACGGUAAAUGACCGGGAGAUCCGUCAGGUGUUUGAAGGCCAGAACCGGAUCCACCUGGAGAUCAAGCAGCUGCACCGGCAGCUCGCUAUGAUCCUGGACGAGCAGCGGCGAUACGUUUCAGUCAUCACCGAUGAGGUCGCCAAGAAGGGGACGAACGCUGAGUCGGGACAGCUGGACACUUCCAGUCAACAACAGUUGGGCUCUGUCAUAGCCACCCAGCAGGAGGUUCUCAGAAACCUGAAUGAGUUGAAAAACUCCUUCCACGAGUCACUGAAACAGAUCGGCUCAACGCAACACCAGGGUAAUGCAGUCGGAAUGGGAACGUAUGAGACCAUUCAGCACUUCAACGACAUCAAGGAACAUCUGCACACGGUCAAAAGGGAUGUGGAGCACCUGGUCCAACGUAACGUUCAGAAUCCUGCCGAGAAGGCUGUGAAGUGUCCUGAGAUGCCUCCCAUGCCUUCCUGCUUAUCCACCGUUCAUUUUGCAGUCUUCAUCGUCGUCCAGUCAAUUCUGUUCUUCUGCUACAUCAUGUACAAAAGUCAACAAGAAGCAGCAGCAAAGAAGUUCUUUUGAUUAAAUUAAUUUCUGAAUUGAACGUCUGUAAAUGAGGGAAUGUCCAUUUUGAUUAUUGUUUUUGGUUUGAUUAUUUUCAGAUUGUAAGUUAUUGUACUUGAAGAAAUUGGUUUUGUUGAAGAAGUUUGUUUUAAUUCAUUGCAGAUUUUUAAUUUGAUCAGUAAAUCGCUGUGUAUGAAUGCUUCUGUGAGACUUCUGGAUUUUCAACAUGAUGUAACAUGCUCCUUACAGUAUUUUUGGUUGGUCAAAUCCUUAGAUUUUGUUUUCAAAAGUUGAGAUCUGCCACAAUCCUAUUCCAUGAAACUCAACUGACAACAGAAAAGAAAACCCUGUGUUUUGAAACGUGCAAUUUUGUAUAAAAUAAUGCUGAACUUUUGGUGAUGAAAACUCAGAGCAGAUGUCUGCUACCGUUUAUCUGUUUUGAUUGAGUCAAAAAUGUCAGAAUCUGACAUAUCCUCUACCUGAACAAUUUACAUAAACAGAAAACACAAACCAC